GGUACACCUGCACAUUGCACAAACACACACCAUACACAGACACACAGACACACACAUACACACACACACACACACACACACACACAGAGGAAUGAGAUGUGGAGUGUUGCUAUGAAAGAGGUGGAUUUACAUGAAGGACAGCACAGCAGAGACAACUGGAGUGGAGGAGGGGGAGUCAAACACAUUGGGACAAGAACAUGACUUGAAGAUGAGCUGCCCCCAGCCUGAGUCGGAGGAGAAGGACUGUCCUCCACCAGAGGAAUUAGAGUGUAAAAUCUGUUACCAGCGCUUCAAUGCCCACAACCGUAAACCUAAGAUCCUGGACUGUCUACACCGGGUCUGUGCCCGCUGCCUCAUUAAGAUCCUGGACCUUGCUGAUGGCGCAGGCUGCAUCUCUUGCCCCUUUUGCCGACACCAAACUGAGAUCACAGAGUUCGAGGUGUCAGCCCUUCCUGACGAUGCUAACAUCAUGUCCCACUUGGCAAUGCGGGACAAAUCCUGGAGCUCUGACCACAACAGGGAGGUGGUCCUGACUCCAAAGAGUUUCUCCUCCUCUAGCCCGUCUCAUGACUCCUCCAACUGCCUGGUCAUCACUAUUAUGGAAGUGCAGAGGGACUCACAGCACUCCCCAAGCCGCAAUGGCAGCUCUGACAUUUACGCUGAGCAAAGCCUGGACUCUGUAUCGAUGGGCUCCAACGGGCCAGCUGAUCAGGACGCCUUGUCCAAGUUCUGUAAUCAUGUCCCACGCAUUCUGGUCUGGUUGCUGGGUUUCUUAUACUUUGGCUCACUGCCUCUAGGAAUCUACUUGUUAGUGAUCCAGAAAGUGACUCUGGGUAUUGUGUGCGUUAGCUUGGUGCCAUCAAGCUUGACAGUUUGCCUGGUCUAUGGAUUUUGUCAGUGUCUGUGUCAGGGUGUGUGUGACUGCUCCCCCAGGGGCUGAUGCUACUAAACUGGUAGUCCUAGGAUGGGAUGAAGUCAGCUGCAGGAAACAGGUAUUUGGUUUGUUACAUACAUCCAUACAUAAAGUGAGGGUGAUGCCCUAUCCUUUCCUUAACAGCAGACUGACUGACUACUAGUCAGUUAUUUUCAUGCAAAUAAUGGGCCAGUCAGAAGACCUACAAAGACCAUCUUCAGUGACUGUCUUUGCUUUUAGGCCGAUGAAUGAAACUGAGAAACCGGUUCGGCCAGAGCUGCUGACAAGCUCCGUUAGUGGGAGUAUCGCCUAUACCUAUGAUUCUGUGAUGUAUUUCUGUGACCUUAUUUGUUCUGUGUUGCGUGUAUGACCUAGUCUAACAUAAAAUUUAAGAACAGAUCCUUUACAGUAACAACAUUAACAAAGUCCUGGGCCCUCAUUUAUCAAUGGUGUAUACCAGUAAAAAUCUUGCAAUGAUUUUUAAGUGAACAGUGGGAUUUACUAAUUUGUAACUUUAUCUUGGGAUGCCUGUGCAUUUUGAUUCAGCCCUUAACUGUGAAUACACACACACAACACCUUGGGGCUAAAAAGGAACACUACAAAAUGAAACACCGUACACCAAAUGGUGCAGAUAUUUACAGUAUAUCAUGAGCACACAUUUCAUUUUAAAUUUGCAAAUAUACUGGUCUUGCCAUUAACUCCUGAAAAUAUAAUCAAUAACUGUAUAUAUUGUAUGAGAAAAAAAAUCUAUGGGUUAUAAGAUAUCAGUCUAUUGAACCUGUUGAUUCUGU
Molecule: messenger RNA, 1704 nt
Organism: Lates calcarifer (barramundi perch)
Lineage: Eukaryota; Metazoa; Chordata; Actinopteri; Centropomidae
Exons: 2
Coding region: 131-940 (269 amino acids)
Source: RefSeq, a predicted model, not a curated record